This is a messenger RNA of Vigna angularis (adzuki bean), 1630 nucleotides long. RefSeq lists its product as uncharacterized. The coding region runs from base 56 to 1201 and encodes 381 amino acids. The transcript has 16 exons. The record is from RefSeq and is a predicted model, not a curated record. NCBI's taxonomy places the organism in Eukaryota, Viridiplantae, Streptophyta, Magnoliopsida, Fabales, Fabaceae.
UCUUCUUCUACUCAAUUUGAAAGGUUGUUCUCAUUUGAAAUCAAAAGAAAGUCCCAUGAGCAUGCAGACGCUGACCCUCUUUCGCUUCCCCCAACCAAUUUCUCAAAACGCUGUCGUUCCCCGCUACGCCAUGUCUCGUUCCUCCGAAACCUCCUUUCCCACCCUCACCACUACGUCUAUUUCAUUCUUUCAACUCCAAGAUAAGAACGCUGACUUGUCGUUGAAGAUUGAAGAAGGCUUUGGACCCAAUGGGUUGGGGAUUCUAUCCGUCUCUGAUGUUCCAGGAUACCCUUCACUGCGCAGAAAUCUAUUGCAACUUGCACCAAGAUUGGCGAAACUUCCCAAAGAAGUAAAGGAGGACCUUGAAGAUCCUAACAGUAGGUACAAUUUUGGUUGGAGUCAUGGGAAAGAGAAACUCGAGUCAGGGAAGCCAGAUAUAUUAAAGGGAUCUUUCUACGCCAAUCCCAUACUUGAUACACCUACAACAGAGACUUCUUUGAUACAACGGUAUCCAUCAUAUUGUGGAUCAAAUAUAUGGCCUAGGAACACUUUACCGGAACUUGAAGUGGCUUUCAAAGCACUUGGCAUGCUGAUAUUUGAUGUCGGAUUGAUGUUGGCAUAUCACUGUGAUCAAUAUGUAUCGAGAGGGAUGAAAACUCGUAAGGAUGAAGGUCUGGAAUCAAUACUUCGUCGCUCCCGCUGUCACAAAGGACGUUUGCUAUAUUAUUUUCCUUCCCAACAAGGAGAUCCAGAUGGUAACUCUUUGUCAUCAUGGUGUGGAUGGCAUACUGACCAUGGUUCACUGACAGGUCUAACUUGUGGUAUGUUUACGAAAGAUGGUGUAGAAAUGUCUUGCCCUGAUACUGCUGCUGGCCUCUAUAUUCGAACAAGAAGUGAUCAAAUUGUCAAAGUUGUCUUCGGAGAAGAUGAUAUAGCAUACCAAAUUGGUGAAACCACUGAAAUACUUUCUGGAAGUUAUCUUUGUGCAACACCUCAUUGUGUUCAGGCUCCCAAGGGGGAGAAGUCUUCUGGCAUUGAGCGCUCGACAUUUGCAUUAUUCAUGCAACCGGACUGGGAUGAAAAACUCAAUUUCCCCGAGGAAGUUCGCAUUCAUAAAGAGCUUAUUCCAUCAAAUUCUGCCCUUACUUUUGGAGAGUAUUCAGAGAUGCUGCUGGACAAAUAUUAUCACCAAAAACAGUAAUGUUUACAUCUUGUCUAUCGAUGUUGAUCAAACUAACCUAUGUUUUUGGACCUAGGGUCGAUCACUGGUUGAAGAGACUUGACCUGUUAAUUCAUGGGACUAGAAUAAUAUUGUGUAAAUGUGUAGUCGCUAUUAGAUAGUAGCAAAAAAAAGGAUAGCUGGUUGACUUGUUACUUAUAUGCCAACAACUAUAACUAGUUGGGAAGAAUUAACCUGUUACUAAAUCACGGGACUGAGAAAAUUGUGUAAAUAACUAUUGGAUAAUAGCAAAAGAAAAGGAAAAUUAUCAUAAACUACGUAGAAUGAAAGUUACUGUACAAACCAAUGUUUGCUUUCUUAUCUUCAAUGGUGAAGCCAUGUAAAGAUAAAACCUAUUUGUGACAGGAUAUAAGCUCCGAGUUUAAAGUACAAGGAACAGCAUUAAAAGUU